Messenger RNA from Haemonchus placei, 537 nucleotides. The record is from the annotation of a GenBank genome assembly. Lineage: Eukaryota; Metazoa; Nematoda; Chromadorea; Rhabditida; Trichostrongylidae.
AUGGAGGAAAUUCCAUUGAAACAGCUCGAAGAAAAAUUCAAGUAUCUAAAACCGGGUGGUCACUACAUUCCAAAUGGAUGCAAGCCUCUGAAUCGGGUUGCGAUUAUCAUCCCGUUCCGUGAUAGGGAAUCUAACCUACAUAUCCUUCUAAAUAAUAUGCACCCAUUUCUUACUAAGCAAAUGUUGGAUUACUUGAUUAUAGUUGUCGAGCAGGUAACAAACCAAACGUUCAACAGGGCUAAGCUACUCAAUGUUGGAUAUGUGGAGGCCAAUAAAAUGUACGAUUGGCAGUGUUAUAUAUUCCAUGACGUAGACCUUCUACCAGAAGACGACCGUAAUUUGCACGUUUGUCCCGACGAAAAUCCUCAACACAUGGCCGUAGCAGUGAAUAAAUUCAAUUACAAGCUCUAUUAUGACGAAAUGUUCGGUACGAGUACCGCCUUUACGAAGGAUCAAUUUAAUAAAACAAAUGGAUUUUCGAAUCGCUAUUGGGGAUGGGGUGGUGAAGACGAUGACAUGUACUACAGGUAUGGGUGA